UCCCGCGCGAUAGCAGUACAAGAAAGACGCUGCGCGCGCACUGUCACUUCGUAAUAUUUAUAUAAAGUUCGUUUGCUCGACUGAAAGUAUCGUUCCAAAAAGAUUUUAUAUUGUGUAGAAAAUGUUUUUAUUUUUGGUACUAAGUCAGUUGACGUUAGCGGCCGCUGAGAAUAAGUUGCCUGAAAACUUCAUUAAAUGUAAAAGGAAUGACGGGACACUCAACGAUUGUCUGAAAGGCGCCGUCCCGGACGCACUAAGGAAGAUGGUAGAAGGUAUCCCAGCUCUGUCAGUGCCACCCCUGGAACCCCUGUUUGUGUCUGGUAUGAACAUCGACUCCGGAGCCGGCCCCGUCACCAUAACUCAGAACUACCGCAACAUCAAGCUACACGGACUCACCGACUCCAUACUUACCACUUAUAAAGCUGAUCUCAAGCAUCACCGCUUACGGACCGAAUCUCUGACACCUAAAAUGGAGUUUAUAGCGGACUAUGUGAUGAAAGGCAGAAUUCUUGUUUUGCCUAUACAAGGAAAAGGAAUCGCGAAUAUUACUAUGGUGAAUCUCGUCGUGAAGCACGAUCUGAUCGGCGAGCCAGUUGUCAAGGACGGGCAGACCUUCAUGCACAUCAAGGACUACAGAGUCAAGUUCAUCCCAGAGAAGGUAAACCUUCACUUCUCCAACCUCUUCAACGGUGACAAGAGACUUGGAGACCAGAUGAACAUAUUCCUCAACGAGAACUCUGAUUUAGUCUUCAAUGAGUUAAAAGAAUCGUAUGAGAAAAGUCUCAGCUCCGUAUUCCAAGACGUCACCAACAAAAUCUUCGACAAAGUACCCAUGAACAAAAUCUUUAUCGAAAAUUAAUUAUCUGUGAUCCCAAUAGUUAUAUAUAGGUUAAGAAUAGAAAUUGUUACAAAGGAGUAGCUGUAUACGGGAAUGACUACCGUUGUUAGAUGAUAUGGAUACCGCUUUAAUUAUUAUUAAUUAAUUAAUUAAUCUACACAAUAAAAUAUCUUUAAAAAAUA
This is a messenger RNA of Danaus plexippus (monarch butterfly), 1020 nucleotides long. Its product is annotated as protein takeout-like. Bases 122 to 859 code for a protein of 245 amino acids. Lineage: Eukaryota; Metazoa; Arthropoda; Insecta; Lepidoptera; Nymphalidae. The record is from RefSeq and is a predicted model, not a curated record. The transcript is spliced from 6 exons.